CGGCCGGCUACGGCAGUCGGCAUUCAACUGUUUACAGUGACGCUGCCUAGAUCGCACCGUUUUAUUAUGAGUAUGUGCAUAUACUGCGAUUUUCCAGUGAUUGAACGCAACGUUUCGGUUGAAUGUUUUGAUUAUCAUCAGGAAUCUGUGCAACGGUUGCUCGUCAGGAGGUUGUACUUUAAUGACGUGUGAAACUCCGGCUAGACUUUGAGCGAUUUAUCGAGUGAUCGGUACUGAAGAUGUCGACCGGAAAGAGAUUAGCGAAACGUUCCAUUAUCGGAACACGAGUGUGCGCUCCGGGAGAGGACGGCAAAUACUACUCCGGAGUGAUCCAGGCAGUCAAAACUCCGGCCAACUUCCUUGAAAACAAUAACUGUAUCAACCUCACCCCCAAUACCAGAUAUACAGUCCGUUUCGACUCCCGACAAGGUAAUUUGGGUCGUACCACGGCCGAGUUCUUCGAAAUGGAUCUCAUCGGUCCCGGAUUCCAAUCCGUGCUCGGUCUCAAACUCGUUCCGGAGCAGAAAUGUUUCGUCACCUUCAACGGCAGGGAAGUUUCCGGUGAGGUCUGCAAACAUUAUUUCGAGCGCGACGAAGUGAUCAUCAGGAUACAUCCCCCCGGAUCCGAAGCGCCUUUCGAGGUCCAGAAACGCCUCGAGGAGGUCAGACUUUUGGAGUCGCGGAAGUCGGCCAGAUUGGCCGAUCAGGAUACGGAUUUCGCCAGGUUGGCAGACAUGGCAGGGGAUAGGAAGAGGACGGCGUCGCACACUAUUGACGUCCCGGCGCCUUCCACCCAUCUCGGAUCCCGUAAACGACGUCCCAGCAGCAGCCAAGAUGACAAUUACAAAGACACUCAAAUGGAUGAAUGCAGCGCCGCUUUGGUCCUAAUGAGCCUCUCGUGUUCGCCACAUUCGCCAAACUUCCACGGCUUUCCAUGGCGGCUGAGCACCUCGCCGGACAGUAACAUCAGCAGCAGUUCGGCCUCCUAUCGGUCGACACCCUCGCCGCCGCCCAGGGCGUACUCCCCCCAAUCAGCCCCCUUGUCGUCCAGCGCGGGUUCCGAUGAGGGCAUUGUCAUGGACUACCAGGACGAACAGCCCAGAAAGAAAAAGAACGUCACCCGAAUUGUGUUCCAAUGCAUGUGGCCUAGCUGCCUAAAAAUACGAGACACCUGUGAAGCCAUCCUCGCCCAUCUCAAGGACCACGACGUGCUCCCCGGAGAGGAGGAGUUCUACUUCACGGAGGUGGAGCUGGGGCUCACCAGCCCGCCGCCAACCUUGUCUCACCGCGACAUGGCGCGGCCCCCGCACGAGGAUCCCGACUACCAGCGGCAGAUCGUGGGCUCCUUCCGACAGACGCUGCUGGCGUCGGCGCCCCCGCAAUCGCCCCACAAGCUGCUCAAGUUGUCGUCGCCGCGACCGCACAGCCCCAAGACGCCGGCAUCGCCACGCCGCGUCCGUGGCGAGAAUAAGAAGUGCCGCAAAGUCUACGGCAUGGACCAUAGGGAGCAGUGGUGCACGCAGUGCAAGUGGAAAAAGGCCUGCUCGAGGUUCGGGGACUGAUCCAAGUGACAGUGACCUCGGCGCCGAUCUCAGACUAGAGUCAAGUACAAGGACGGGGACGUUGAUGUCGUGUUUGAUCGUUUUAUGGACAUGUGAUCAGUGUGAAGAUCUCAGCCAAAGUGCACCACGUCGCGCUACCUUACCGUACCGGACAUUAUUGAUGAUGAUUCGAUUCGCUUUUGCUGUUUUGGUAUUAGAGAUUAGGUGAGAUUUGUGAGAUUGAUGAUAUACCUGCCAUAGUUUGUAGGGGCUAUGAGUAUUUUAAAUUAUUAUAGAAUGUACACGCCGUCCCCGAAUCAACGGCCGAAACGUCAGUUCGGGAACGGCUUGGUAUAUUAAGCGUCACGAAAGACGCAGCGAGUCACUGCCCUGUUUAUUGCUUCUGUGUACUUUGUAUUAUUGUCGAUCUUUUUAAAUUUUUAUCUAUUGUAUAUUGUUAAGAGGCAAUCGUGCACUUGUAUCAAAUUUGUAUGAAAGAAAUCAUAGUUAUUUACACAUUUCAUUACCUCUAAAGUCUUUCAUUUUUAUUAUUAUUAUUUUUGUUAUUCCUCAUAUUUACAUUUAUAGAGUAUUUAUAUACAUAAUAUAAUUAUAUAUUUUUCAGAGUAUUCAUAUAUUUUUAAUGUUAAGUUGAAAUCAUUAUCAUGUUAAAUUUUAACACAGUAAAUAGCUCGUAAGGUACAUAAACUUAUACAUUAAAGAAAAAUACAUUAUAUUUACAUUAGUUACAAAUGUAUAUUUAGAAUUCAUCCAGAGAAUGAUUUAUGAAUGAACAUGAAAUUCGGCAAAUUUAUUAAUAAAGCAUAUUAUAUUAUCUAA
This is a messenger RNA of Tribolium madens (black flour beetle), 2381 nucleotides long. It is a transcript of the gene Glut4EF, whose product is annotated as zinc finger protein 704. Gene Ontology annotation, cellular component: nucleus. Gene Ontology annotation, molecular function: RNA polymerase II cis-regulatory region sequence-specific DNA binding; DNA-binding transcription factor activity. Gene Ontology annotation, biological process: regulation of transcription by RNA polymerase II. NCBI's taxonomy places the organism in Eukaryota, Metazoa, Arthropoda, Insecta, Coleoptera, Tenebrionidae. The coding region runs from base 240 to 1562 and encodes 440 amino acids. The transcript has 6 exons. The record is from RefSeq and is a predicted model, not a curated record.